UCUUUCUGUUCACUUUAGACAUUUUCCCUCACUUUGUUGGUUUAAGAAUUUUUUUUUCAAGAUCAACUUUUAUUUAUUAUUUGUGAUUUUUUUAUCAUUUUGUUCAAAAUUAACCAUCAAUUGGACAAAUGACGACAACAAUUAACAGAAUGAUUGUUUGUAAACAUCGUCGGAAGCCAUUAUGUAUUGUAAAACCCAAUUUAACCAGAUUUCUGUGUUUGUUUACUUUAUUUCAAAUUACAUCAGCCAAUAUUACAUGGGCUUACAUUGAUUCAUCGCCUUCAGGGUCAGUAAAACAUGACAAUUCAAAUGAUCCUGUGACCCUUGUGACAACGGAAUCAGACUCAUUGACAGUUCACAAUAACCAUCAUACACCAUCAACUAGCAAUACAAUUGUAAUUAAUGGAGGCCACAUUACUGGUACAUCAUCAAUAUCAACAUUAUCAAUGUCAACAUUGCCUUCAUCUUCAUCAUCAUCACUACCAUCAUUUUCAAAUAGUGCAAUCGAUGAACUAUCAUUAGUCAAUACAACUGACGCUCUUUUAGCUCUACUUUACCCAUCAGAGUUGAGCUCACCAAGUAUAAUUCACAAUCCAGUGUCACUUUCAUAUGCUUCAGCCACAUCACCUUCACCCUCAACCAAUUCAACAACAACCCAGGUGUCAACAUUAAAUGUAACAUCAACUUCAUCCUCCUCUACAGCAGCAAAUUCACCCCAAUCUUCAUCCUCCUUUUCACCAUCUACUUCAACAAUUGUCCCACCGGCAACCUCAACCUCUGCCGAUUCACUUCAAGGUGCAGCAAGUGAACAUCGUCUUCGCUGGAUCGACUAUCGCAAUAGACCUGCUUACCCUCCUCGAGUCCCUCCAGUCCCUGGAAUUCCAAGUGGCUUUCGUAACCCUGUAACUCCGACUUACCUUUCAGCUUCAGGCUCAUCAAUCCCCCAAUCACCUUUGUACCAUAAUCCACCCUUUGGUGGAAGCAGCACCAAUCCAGUUGGAUUUGCUGGAAGCAUUCCAUCAUCACCUUCCUCUUCAGCCUCCUCUACAGCCUCUGCUUCAUCUUCAGGAUCAUUUUUAUCCACCAACGGCAAUGGCAUGUCAAGAAAACCAUCCUACAAUUUAACCAGAGUUGAACAUAUUUCAGCUGAAUGCUCAGACGAUUACAUGAAAGUUGUUACCGUUUUCAAUGGCACUUUUACCGGUUUAGUUUACAGUGCUGGUUAUGUUCAUGAUACCAAUUGUAUCUACGUUAACGGAACCGGUCGAAAUCGAUACGAUUUUUUCAUUCGCCUUAACCAGUGUGGAACCCUUGGAAGACAAGAAAUGUAUCAUCCCAAAAGACCAGGGGAAUUAAGAAGACGUGAUCAAGUUAUGUGGAACACUUUAUCCAUUCAAUAUAAUCCGUUGAUUGAAGAGGAAUUUGAUGAACAUUAUCGGGUUACUUGUGAAUAUGGAAGUGAUUUUUGGAAAACUGUUACCUUUCCUUCAAUUGGAGUCGAAUCAUUCGAAUUUUCGGCCUCUGACAGGGUCAACACAGGAAGUCCGGUUGUUUUCACGAUCAACCCACCCCAGUGUCAAAUGGAGAUCAGGAGAGGAUUCAGUAUUGCAGGACCUCGCACUUCAGGACCAGUUACUGUUGGUGAUCCAUUGACUUUGCUGAUUCACAUGAAAAGUGAAAAAGCUGGAUUUGAUAUUCUGGUUAAAAACUGUAUCGCUCACAAUGGUGCUAAUCAGAGGCUUCAACUAAUAGAUACCAAUGGAUGUGUUACCAAUGAAAAGUUGAUCAGUCCAUUCCGAGGAACUUACAAUACUGAUGAUGGACACCAAGUGACUUUGUAUGCUUACCUUAAAGCCUUUCGUUUCACUGGAAGUCCGGCUUUAUAUUUGGAAUGCGAUAUUCACAUGUGUCACAAUAAGUGUCCUCCUCAACGUUGUUAUUGGAGAAACUUAUCUAAACGUGAUUUAACCUCUGUUUCAAUGAAAAAAUCAUCUCCAAGUGAUAAUCCAUUAAUCUCUGAAAGUAUUAGUUUAUUUCAAGCUUUGGAGGUACGUCAUGAUGAUGAACCUCAAGAUGCUGUUUCAAGAGAGGCACGGAAUCUUGGAUCUUUGGUUGAUAUGGAAGAUGGCGUUUGUUUCAGGAUGCAAAGGAUUGCCGUUUUUCUGGUUACAUUGGCAAUUUUGUUUAUUACGACCAUUUUCAUCUCGGUUUGCAGUUGCCUUAAAUUGCGACAGUUAAAAAAAGAAACUCGAUGUGUUAAUUAUCCAAGUAGUCCAUACAAAUCAAGUAAAAGGAGUUGUUCAAGUUCAAUGGGAAGUAACUCAAUGUUACACUCUCCAUACAAACCUCAUUCGACUAGAUAUUAGUUAUCAUUUUGAUUUCAUUUCUUGAUUUUAUAAUUCUUAUUUAUUUGACACUCAUUUUUCUUAUGUUUUUAUUGCCAAAAAUAUCAACCAUUCACUCAAUUAAUUAAUAACUUUUCAUUUUUAAUCUUCUCCUAAUUAGUUUUUCUCUAUUGACCAUCAAGACAGUUACAGUCUACUUUCACUUCAACUUGUUGAAGCUUGGACAACUUUAGCUAUGCUCAACAUUUGAAAGGUUUUUGUGAUACUCAGUUCAAACUAGAUUACCAAAAAGCGAUGGUUAUAAUGAUAAAGUUGAAUUUUUUUCAAAAACAUCAUUCAAUUCGCGCUGUUUGGACUUGACUUUGAAUCUAAAUGCUCAUGGUUUGAAAAAGAGAUUAACUAAUCAGGAGGAAAGCAUUGGACUUGAAGGGAAAGAAACAGUUUAUAAUUAUUAUAAAUGAAAAUCUUUCCCUUUGAGAUCAUUGAUUAUUUGUAUUUUAAUGUUCGUAUGUUGAAAAUUUGUUUGUUUCCCUAAUUGGCCUAUUUAAUUGUCCCUUGUUUAACCAAUUAUGUAAAAAUAUAUCAUUCCAAUCACAAUUACAAAUUGUAAUUCUGUCCUUUCUUCAUCAAGUCAUUUUUGGUGCCGGUCUCAUCAUCAUCCAUAUUGAACAAUUUUUUAGGUGUUGGAAUCUCUUCUCUCAUCAUUUUAUUUAACAAUCUUCAUCUUUCAACAUCAUUCUCUGAUCUUAAUUUGCUUGAUCAUAAUUGUAAACAUCAACCUAAUAUUUUUCCACUUUUUUGUAAUUAAAUAAUCAGCUUUAACAAAAA
Tetranychus urticae (two-spotted spider mite) is the source of this 3173-nucleotide messenger RNA. RefSeq lists its product as uncharacterized. Lineage: Eukaryota; Metazoa; Arthropoda; Arachnida; Trombidiformes; Tetranychidae. The record is from RefSeq and is a predicted model, not a curated record.